Messenger RNA from Scylla paramamosain (green mud crab), 4885 nucleotides. RefSeq names its product two pore channel protein 1-like. Gene Ontology annotation, cellular component: lysosomal membrane; endosome membrane. The record is from RefSeq and is a predicted model, not a curated record. Gene Ontology annotation, biological process: monoatomic ion transport; transmembrane transport. Lineage: Eukaryota; Metazoa; Arthropoda; Malacostraca; Decapoda; Portunidae. The coding region runs from base 59 to 2701 and encodes 880 amino acids. Gene Ontology annotation, molecular function: voltage-gated channel activity; monoatomic ion channel activity. The transcript has 16 exons.
UUUCUUAUGGCAGAAUGUGGUAAUCUUUCGGAAAUCCGGUAAACACUUUUGUUUUUCUAUGUUAUUACAAAAAAGGAGAAAUAUUUGGUGCAGUCCCGAGGGUGAGACGGGCCGUGGUGGGCGUCCAGUGUUGACAAACAUGGAGGAGGGUCCACAGGGCUCUGGUGGUGGACGGGAAGGCAGCUUCAGUAGUCUUUACCUGUCCAUGGAAGACAACCACUCUAGUCGAGCUGCCUCCACUUCUACCACAGCCUCAACUUCCACAUACGCCACUGAUGACCCCACUGACAUUCCUUAUAAGCAUGCCAACACCAGUAUUGCCUCAGAAGCUGCCUCUUCCUCACCACAGUCCUUGAAUGAAGGAAGCUCCUCCCCAAGCUUCAUGAGCAGCAGUUGGGAGAUGAAUUACCAUGAAGCUGCAAUAUUUCUAGAGGAAGGGGAGAACAAUGACAAGUUCAACAGUCACCCACGGGACCGUUCUGCCCUGCCAGCCUACCUGGUGACACACAAUCAUUGGUUCUACUCCCUUGACCUGUUUGCUGCCCUGCUCCUGCUCUCCCUUGCCAUCAUUGAGCAGCCUGCAGUCUUCCAUGGAGUCCCAGUGGGAGUUCAUGCCUCUAUAGAACUCUUUGGCCUCUUCUUGGUUGGCAUCUCCAUAGUGAUGCACUUACGGUGGCUGGGACCACGCACUUACCUCACUCACAGGCGCUCUGCUGUCAAGCUGGUGACGUGGAUUGUGAUGCUCGUUGAUGCGGUGGUGGUGAUCAGCAGGAACAAGACCCAUUUCCGUGUGACUCGAGCCUUGCGUCCAAUCUUCAUGGUGGACAACAGAUACCUAGGAGGAGUGCGCAGGUUUCUGCGGCAGAUCCUGCAGUCAGUGCCACCCAUAAUGGAGAUAAUGGUCAUCCUGUUUUUCAUCCUGCUUAUCUUUGCCACCCUUGGGUUCUACCUCUUCAGCCCCAACCAGAAGGAUCCAUACUUUUCCACCUUUGGCCAGGGCUUUGUUUCCCUCUACGUCCUCCUCACCACUGCAAACUAUCCAGAUGUGAUGAUGCCAGCCUAUGCCCAGAGCAAAUGGAGUGCUGCAUUCUUUAUAGCCUUCCUGAGUGUUAGCCUGUACUUCAUCAUGAAUCUGAUGCUUGCUGUGGUGUUUGUUGUGUUCAGUGACAUAGAGAAGGAGAAGUUCCGCAAGUUGCUAGUGCACAAGCGCAGGGCAUGUCAGUAUGCAUUUCGCCUCCUGGUAACCUCCUCGUGCCCUACCCUCAUCUCCUUCAAGCACUUCCGGGGCCUCCUCAGUUUCUUCAGGCCUGGCACAGGUGACAAAGACGCCCUCCUCAUCUUCAAGGCUCUGAACCGCUCUGAAACUGGCAUGCUUAGCCUCAAUGAGUUCUACAGCAUUUAUGACAUGUGUGGAUACAAGUGGAGGACCAAAGAACCUCCUCUCCCAUGGUUUAAUUCGUUGCCAGGCCCCAUCCGUGGCUGCUGCUACCUCAUUCGACGACUAGUUACAUGGAAGUGGUUUGAUUAUUUUAUCUACUGUGUCAUUAUCCUCAAUGCAGUGGUGCUCAUCACACACACCAUUAUGCUGUCCGCUGCCAACAUCUCCAUCUCCCAUGACCUGCAUAUCACCUGGGACCAGAUCACUGUGGUGUCCAUAUAUGCAGUGGAGGCAUUGCUCAAGAUAAUUGGACUGGGGCCAUGGAAGUACUUCCAUUCUGGCUGGAAUGUAUGGGAUUUCAUCAUCACUGUACUGGCCAUUGUGGGCAUUGUGGCUGAGGAGUUCUCAGACUCUUUCUUCUACAUUGUCAUCUUAAGGCCUUUGAGAUUACUGAGGCUGUUCAGGGUAAGGAAGAGGUACCAUGCUGUAUUCCAAACACUGGUCAUCCUCCUGCCACGCAUCUCUUCUGCCAUCAUCAUUAUCAUCAUCACCUACUACUUCUUUGCUGUAGUGGGCAUGGAGGUGUUCUCGCAGUAUGACAUGAAGAACUGCUGUGUGAACACCACAGUGGAACAGUUUUACAAGGAUGACAACACUACCCUGUACCCUGACUAUUAUUACCUCAACAACUUUGACAACAUCUUCAUGGCUGGUGUCACCCUCUUUGAGCUGACUGUUGUGAAUAACUGGUUCAUCAUCAUGGAAGGAUAUGUGGCAGUGACAAGCGAUUGGUCAAGGCUAUACUUUAUGACAUUUUACCUGGUGAUGAUGGUGGUGAUGUCAGUGGUGGUGGCCUUCAUCCUGGAGGCCUUCACCUUCCGAAUGGAGUACAACCACACAGUGAUGGAGGAUGCAGAUAGAGAUGAUAACACAAUCCGUGUUCGAGUUACGUUGAAGAAGAAUGACUUGGAGGUCAUCCAUAGCACCAUAUUUGAUCCUCGUGCCCUCCAGCAGCUCACCUCCAUCUUUGAGAAUAAGGAGUCUGUGGCCUUUGAGGGCGUGGGACAGCGAACCAAAAUUGUACUGCAGCGGAGGAUGUACCGCGAUGAAAUUCCAGUAUGGAUAUCCCAGGCAGAUCGUGAUUAUGAGGACAGCCCUGAUCUUCCAGGCUCUAGCCAGUCACCAAUCAUGAAUGGAAAUGAACCCAUCCCCACCAGCACCCCGGCCAGCCACAACUCACGACGGGACACGCCACCAUCCUAUGUUGGCUCCCUCAAUCCUAAUGGUUCCUUGGAGGGUAGUAGCAGUAUACUUAACACAUAAGGCAUCAAUAACACAUAAGAGUGUAGCUACAGAAUAUGGCUAAUCCCCACCAGAAUACUUUCCUCAAGGGUGUCUAUUGUAUGUUGCGUUGUGAAUAUUAACUCAUAGGUUUUACCUGUAAUCAGAGAGGACCAGUAAUCUUUGAUACUAAGUACAAUCUGCUGAAUAUUCCACUGAUAUUAUUUAUAUAUACUUAAUGCAGAUUUUCUUGUCCAUGCACAAAGUAUUUCAGGAUCUUCCAUAGUGUCAGUCAAUAUAAUAUGACUAGUUUUCUUAAGAGUACUGUGAUCAUUUUGUAUUUUGUAAGAUUGUCACAUUAUUAUUAUCACAUUUUAGGGAUGGAAAUUAGCUUUUCUAGGAAGCUAUUGGGAAUCAGGAAACUAAUAUAUCCAAGCUGGAAAACCUGAUUCUAAUUUUAAAGAAGUCUGGAACUCGCUUCCCCGACUUAACUGACUCGGUGAAAUGGUGGACAGAGGAGUAGGAUUUAUUUGAUAAAUUUCAGAGAUUAUAUCUAUUUUUAAAACAAAUUGUUGAUCUAAUUGUUGCCAUACUCUCCGUCCUUAGUGAUCAGAACUGGUUGUAAUCUAGAACACAUUGCUGAAUGGGCUUUCAUGUGAUGUCAGCAGGAGUGUACCUGUUUGACUGUGUGUAUGAGUAAUGUGUUGCCAAGAAUUGUACUACAAAUGCUUUUCUAUUUGAUACUGAUAAACGUAGUUGCAUUGUUUACUCCGUCAGAUGUUUAUAUAUUUUUGACAUUGAUGCUGGUUAUUUGAUUGACUAUACAUGCAAUGUUAGAAAGUUCCUUAAAGUUGUGAUAUAUCUUGACCAAAGUUGUAUUUUGUUUAAAGAUGUACAUAUUUUCUCAUUAGAGUAAAGGCACUGUGUCAGCAUGUUGCUGCUCAUAGUAAUCGGAUGUAAAGGCCCACAUAUGACAAAAGAGAAAUAUUUUGUACACUAAACUUUAAGGUAAACAUGAUCAUGGCUGCAUCAUGCUCAUGGUAAAGCAAACAGAUGAACUACUCAAGACUUUUUAUAUUAAACAGGGUGGUGAUGUUCUGAAUGAGAUGUAGGAUUUUAUGAUCAGAAUUAGGAUACAUAAUUUACAUUGAAAUUAGCUAUUUAUGAUCUAUCUGGCUAUCUAUACAUAUACCAGGCUGAUUUCCAUAUCAAAGGGGUAGCAGGGAUCUGGUGUCCAAACACAAAAAAACACACGUAAAAAGCUCAAUUAUUCUUAUGAUAACCGUGUUAACAUGAAUUGGCUGUUAAAUAGGGAUGUUUAUUGGCUGUGGUCUGUCAUGUGCAAAUCUUUAUCUUUUGGUCUUGAAGAUGUGUACAGCUCACAUCCAUCAGUCGAUUUAUAAACACUAGCAAGAGCCAGGUGCUCAUCAGUGGAGCACAUUUCUGUCCUCUAAAAUCCAUUAUGUUGUUGCAUUGAGGUAGUAAAGUGAGAACCCAGCAGGCAGUAGUCCCUGCUGCUUGCAAAUUUUAGUUUUGCUUGGAGGAAAGCAUUCCAGGUGAAACUAGAUCUUGAAUGUUUCUUACAAGAUUUGUUAAUUUAAUUGAUUCUGUGUAUACAAAUAUAUACAUAAGAUAUAUAAAACACACACAUACAAACUGCAUCACAUUAUAAUAUAUUAGAAUUGUGCUUUUGCAGCCCAUUCAUAAAUAGAUGAUGUCUCCACUACAGACACACUGCACUUUGUGUGCCAUGCAUUACAUCCAUCACAGGACAUAACCUCAACCAUUUGCUGCUGGAUUUAUGAAUGGUUUUAAAAGGAAAUCCCCCCCCCCCACCCAAUUCAGCAGUGCAUAAUGGCAGAUUCAGUGUACUAAAAAAUUGCAUGUCACAGACUUGCAGCAUGUUAUGUCUUUUAUUGAUAUUUCUUUUCACACCAGUAUAACAAAAAGGUUUCUAGCUUUAUUAAAAAUGUAUUUUAUGUUCUCGAUGGAGUUUUGGUGGCAAAAAUACUCUUAAUUUCUCAAGCAUGCUAUGAUUUAUUUAAUAAUUUUGUACAAUUCUAUUUAAGUAGGCAUGCUGUAAUUUGUUUGAUAAAUUUAUGAAGUAAAUUACUAUAAUAUUUGUAUGGAUUUUAAGAAAUUAAUUCAUAAGGCCAUUCUUGGCAAAGAAGUAUUAAUACAUUUACAUUUAUGUAUAUAUCCUGUUAAAUAAUUACCCAAAAAUAG